AUGUGCUGCCCUAUAUUCUAUUUACUUCUUGUUCUGGUAUCCAGAUCGAAAUCGGAAUAUGAUGCCAUGAUGAUUAAGUUCUAUGGUAGAGUGGAGUCUCAAUUACCUUCCACUUCCGGAUCACUAAUGGCCAAAGACACGUGUGUUACAAAAUGUCUCGAUGAUAAGGAAUGUGUUCUGGCUUAUAUGGAUACCGCUGGUUACUGUUUGAACUACAAAUUCUCUUCAUUUAAUGAAUCCACAAGUUUAUUGGAGGUUCCAAAAUCUGAUGGGCUUAUGGUUGCAGUUAAAACGAAUGAAAUGGUAUGUCCCACUGGCUCGUACCUCGACAUAAAAAUGGCUUAUGUGGACCGCCGGAACGAUGCCAAUUAUCCUUUUGAAUGGGUGAAAAAUGAAAACGGAUGGACCAUCAAAUGCACUUGCCCUGCUCCCGGGAUGAUAUUCAAAAGAUCAGAAACAAUGACAGUCUGUGUUAAACGCUAUGAUUUCAAGGGAACCAAUAAUGACGCACGAAAGUAUUGUGAAGAUCAGGGCUUGAAAAUGGUGGGAGUAGCCAAUCAGGCAGAAUUGGAUGCGCUUACCUGCGGUGAGCCAGGCGACUACACAUUCCAGGAUGGAGGCUUAACAACGUCUAUGAGUGGUGUGACAGUGAAGUAUGAUACUUAUAGAACGUAUUGUCUUUACGCAUUGAACGGAUUCGUGUGGGCAAAUUCCUGCGAUCAAACUAAUAAAGCGGAUGGAAGUGUGUUCUUUAAUGGCUACCGAUGGUUACUGUAUAAACUACACGUUUUCUUCCUUGACAGUUUGAGAUACAUCGAUGAAGCUUCGGAGUCGGAGGGCCUUAUGGUUGCAGUCAAAAUUAGUGCAAUGGAAUGCCCUCGUGGCUCGUAUCUAGGCAUAAAAAUGGCGUAUUUGGACCGCCGGAAUGAUGCCAAUUAUCCCUUCGAAUGGGAGAGAAAAGAAGACAGAUGGUUCACCUCUUGCCAAUGUCCAGAUCCCAAUACAAUAUUCAGAAGAUCAGAAACAGAGUUCGUCUGUGUAAAACGAUAUGUUUAUAAUCAGGGAACUAGUACAGGAGCCCGACAGCUUUGUCAAAAAGAGGGCUUGAAGAUUAUAGGAAUAGCCGAUCAAGCAGAGCUGGAUGCUCUUACCGGCGGUAAGACUAGCGACUACACAUUCCAGGAUGGUAUAACAACGUCUAUGGAUGAUGCGAAACUGAAUUAUGAAACUACAAACGGGUUUUGUCGAUAUGCAAUGAACGGAAUCGUGUAUGCACAAGACUGCGAUACGGCGACUGGGAGUCUGGAAGGAAGUGUGUUGUGUGGUUGGAAAUUAACCCAAUGA
This is a messenger RNA of Caenorhabditis briggsae, 1344 nucleotides long. The transcript has 8 exons. The record is from RefSeq and is a predicted model, not a curated record. Bases 1 to 1344 code for a protein of 447 amino acids. NCBI's taxonomy places the organism in Eukaryota, Metazoa, Nematoda, Chromadorea, Rhabditida, Rhabditidae.